This is a messenger RNA of Lacerta agilis (Sand lizard), 1351 nucleotides long. Its product is annotated as D-beta-hydroxybutyrate dehydrogenase, mitochondrial-like. The record is from RefSeq and is a predicted model, not a curated record. The coding region runs from base 1 to 1062 and encodes 353 amino acids. Lineage: Eukaryota; Metazoa; Chordata; Lepidosauria; Squamata; Lacertidae. The transcript has 5 exons. Gene Ontology annotation, molecular function: oxidoreductase activity.
AUGCCGCGGGUCGCCGCCUCGCCCGCCCGCCUCGCGCUCGGGCCGGCAGCGGCGCUCCUCCUCCUCCUCCUGCUGCUGCUGCUGCUGCUGCUCUGGGUGCCGGGCGUUGGCGUUGGCACGCUGGGCGUCGCGCUGCUGCCUCUGCUGGGCCGCCGGCUGCCCCGUCGGGGCGGCGCCCUCGCCGCCGAUGGGAAGGCCGUGCUCAUCACUGGCUGCGACAAAGGCUUCGGCCAGGCCUUGGCCAGGCGCCUCCACGCCGAGGGCUUCACCGUCUUUGCCACCUGCCUGCUCAAGGACCAAGGAGGAGAUGGUGCCCGGCAGCUGGAGCGCCUGGGACCCUCGGGGCGAAUGCACGUCCUGCAGAUGAAUGUCUGCAGCGAGGAGGAGGUGGCCAGGGCUCUCGAACUCGUAACCGGGAGCCUGAAGGGGCCUGAGCAAGGUCUGUGGGGCUUGGUGAACAACGCCGGAGUCGCCUCCUUUGGGGACGUGGAAUUCACCAGCGUGGAGAAGUACCAGAGGGUGGCUGAGGUCAACCUGUGGGGGGCCAUCCGAGUCACCAAGGCUUUUCUGCCCCUGAUCCGCAGGGCCCAAGGCCGCGUGGUCAACGUGAGCAGCAUGCUCGGCCGCAUGUGCAGUCCUCUGCGCUCUUCCUACUGCGUCUCCAAGGCCGGCCUGGAGGCCUUCACCAGCUGCCUCCGCCAGGAGAUGUACCCCUGGGGGGUGGCGGUGGUUGCGGUGGAGCCCAGCAACUUCAUCGCGGCCACCGGCAUCCUGACCCGGGACGGAGUCCAGUCUGAGGCCGAGCAGAUGUGGAGCGGGGCCAGCGCAGCCGCCCGCGCGGAUUACGGAGAGGCCUACUUCGCGGAGCAGGUCCGCCGGAUGGAGGGCUUCGUGCGCAGCGGCCUGAGGGACACCUCCCUCGUGCUGGACGACAUCACCGAGGCGCUGACCGCGCGGCACCCCUAUGCCCGCUACAACCCCAUGGAGGCCCACUGGUGGGUCCGUCUGCAGGCCUUCACCCACUUGCCCACGGCUCUGGCCGACUGGCUUUACGUCCGCUAGUCACUCGCUGCCCAUUGGCCUGGUGCCCAGUUUGGAAACAAACAAUUCCUGCCUUGCGUGGGGUCGGACUCUUGGGGUCCCUUCCAACUCUACAAUGCUGUGGUUCUAAGAUCCUAAGCCCACAUCUUGGCAGCCAGCCUGAGAGUCAUCCUGGCCCAGAACUAGCCACAAGCCAAGCCCAAGGGCCUCCUGAGGCUGGGGAGGGUGUCUCUAGGCAGCCCCUGGCAAAGAAAGUAAACUCAUCGGCCUUUACAUUCUUCUGGAGCAAAGCUGCUGGGUGGGGUUUUUU